AUGUGCCUUCAAGCAUUGGAAGACCUCCAUCGCAUCGGUUAUCUGCACCGGGAUAUUAAACCACAAAAUUAUGCGAUCGGUCGAGAUCCAGAUUUUAGAAAAGUGUACCUCCUUGAUUUUGGCAUGAGUCGACAAUUCCUCAGAAAAGACGGUUCUCAGAAACGUCCUCGAAGAGACGUCGGCUUCCGAGGUACUCUUUUCUACGCCAGCUACCACGCUUUGAAAGGUGAAGAGCAGUCGAGAAGGGACGAUGUUUGGUCUUGGUUUUUCACCAUCAUUCAAUUGGCCCUCGGCAAGUUGCCAUGGCGAGACAUUCGCAUAAAUCCGCAAUGGAGUUUCGAACAACGACGCGAUGUGUUUACUGAAAAAAAACAAAAGGCGUUGAGCAGCUCGAAGAAUGAACUGAUCGAAGGUUUGCCUUCAGAGUUCAAAAUAAUCUACGACAACCUGAAACUGUUGCAAUACUAUGAUACACCGAAUUACAUGUUGUACUACGGAGCAUUCCAAAGUAUAAUGAUGCGAAACGGUUACAACGAUAAGUCUCCUUUGGACUGGGAGCCGGAAGGCGAAUAUCACAAACAAACUAUGAUGGCACCGAUGCACACAAUGAUGUUCGGCGAGCGGCAUUCAAGCGAAGAUUAA
Messenger RNA from Soboliphyme baturini, 642 nucleotides. Lineage: Eukaryota; Metazoa; Nematoda; Enoplea; Dioctophymatida; Soboliphymatidae. The record is from the annotation of a GenBank genome assembly.